Messenger RNA from Entrophospora candida, 843 nucleotides. The record is from the annotation of a GenBank genome assembly. NCBI's taxonomy places the organism in Eukaryota, Fungi, Glomeromycota, Glomeromycetes, Entrophosporales, Entrophosporaceae.
AUGAAGAAAGUAUUUCAAAAGAAAAUAAAAUUAAAAAUUGAAAAAUCUGAUAAUAACAAUCUAAAGAACAACCAAAAUGAGAAAGAAGGGGGUAAUGAUGAUAAGGCGUCAUCCUCAACUACUAUGAUUGAUUCGUCUUUACAAUAUAAAAAAUUUAAAAAAACCAAAGUAUCAGAUAAAUUUAUCGAGAAAAGAUUAGAAAAAUUGACAAAAAAAAGGAAUAAAAAUAAAAAUAGAUUUAUUUUUGAAAAAAACAAAUUACUUAGUGAUGCAGUUAAAAAUGCAGGAAAGUAUGAUGUUUGGUCAAAAGAAGAAGAAGAUGAUGUUAAUAAUUUUAAAGAUAACGAUGAUGGUGAUUUCUUACAACCUGUUAAAAAAAGAAAGAUUAAAGAACCUCCAACAUUAAAAUUGAAACCAACUGAGAUUAUUCCUGCUGUUCAUAAACCACAUCCUGGUGCUAGUUAUAAUCCAACUUUUGAAGAUCAUCAGUUACUUCUUAAAAUUGCCCAUGAAGAAGAAGUGGAUAAAUUAUUAAAGAAAGAACGCAUCGCAAAGGAACUUCCCCAUUUAGAGCUUAAUGAGAUAAUAGAAACUGUUGAACAAAACACAAUCAAUGCUGAAAAGAAAUUAAUUGAAAAAGAAUUAAUAAGAAAAGAAUUAUCAAAGUUACCAAAGAAAAAAAUUGGAAAAUACAGAGUUCAAAAACUACCAGUUGAAAUUCAAUUACCAGAUGAAUUAACAGGCUCUUUAAGAAAAUUAAAACCUGAAGGUAAUUUAUUUCAAGAUCGUAUGUGUAGUCUCCAAGAACGCAAUAUAAUUGAACCAAGAGUAAAAAUUAGGUAA